ACUGGCAUCCAAAAUAAUCGUCUCCUCGUCGGCAAAGCACGGUAAGAAAAAAAAGAAUUUACGGCAAAACAUUACCUCAUUAUUUCCCAGAAAUUAAAAUGGCGGCUGAACUAAAAAGUAGCACACAGAGUAGGAAUUGUAAUAAGAAACCAAAACCUAUCUUAAUUAGCAAGCUCGAUCUCCCAGGGGACAGUAUAUAUAGUGCAGUCUUUAUCCCACAUGAAGAUUCUGUAAUAACUGUUUCGUCAGACAAAAGUAUCAGAGUUUGGAUACAACGACAGAAUGGACAGUUUUGGCCAAGUAUUUGUCACUACAUGCCAGAGGCUGGGACUUGCUUAGAUUAUAACAAAGAGAGUGGGAAAGUUUUCGUUGGUCUAUCAAAUGGAACAAUUCAGGAAUACAGUUUGUCUGAUGAUUGCAACAAAUUAAAUCUUGUUCGAAAUUAUAUAGCACACAAUAAAAGAGUUAGAAGCAUUGUAUAUGCACUGGAUUAUAACUGGUUGCUGAGCUGCAGUAAUGACAAGCAGUUUCAGUGGCAUUGUACAAAAACUGGCAAGAGGAUUGGUGGAUACACUGCAAAAGCUUCAUGUACUUGCUUGCAAUUCGAUAUGACCUCAAGUUACGCGUUUAUGGGUGACUUCUCUGGUGAAAUACAUGUGCUGAAAUUAUCUGAAGAUGGUUUGAAACCAAUCACAGUUUUGAAGGGCCACUCAGGUAGCGUUCAAUGUCUUACGUGGGAUGCUGAGAAAAAGUGGUUAUACUCGGGAAGUUUCGAUAAAUCCGUGAUAGUAUGGGAUAUAGGCGGACAAAAAGGUUCAGCUGUUGAACUGCAUGGUCACUUAUCUAGAGUUCGAAGUAUUGGUCUUGCCAGUCAUGCAGAUCGACUUUUUAGUGUUGGUGAUGAUCAAGACUUGACAGUGUGGAAUACCAGAUCAGAAAGAAAAGAGACACCCACAUGGUCACAAAGCGAUAUGUGUGAAAAAUGUGCUUCGCCCUUUUUUUGGAAUUUCAAACAGAUGUGGGAUCAACGAAUUGUUGGCGUCAGACAGCACCAUUGUCGAAGGUGUGGUCGGGCAGUGUGUCAUAACUGCAGCGAUAAAACAUCCGUGUUACCUCAGAUGGGAUACGAAUUCGAUGUCAGAUUGUGUGAGGAAUGUUACGACAAGAUAGAAGACGAAGAGAAAAUUUCGACAUCUACAUUUCAUGAUCUCAAACACGGCAUCGCUCACCUAAAUAUCGACCUUUCGAAAUCCCGCAUGCUAACUUGUGGUGUGGAUAAUAUGGUGAAGAUAUGGGAUAUUCGAGAACUUCUGGACGAGGGAAGAUAAACUACUUUAUUUUUAUUUUUAUUAUUUUUUGUGGAAUUUUUCUCGUCUUUUCUUCUAUAUUUCUUAGUUUUUCUAUAUAUUUUUAUUUUUUUCUGGACGCAUAGAAUGUUAAUUUUAAAUAGUACCAUCGCGUAGUUAUUGUUAGCUGUGCGUGGUGUCCUCUCCCGUGUUUGUUGUGUCACCCUCCCCCAUAUUGAUUAAGCUCUUUGUUUGAGCUCCGUCACCUGUGUGUUUCAUAGAAGAAUGUAAGUCUUCGUGUGGAGUGUCUUCAAAAGCAAAAAGAUUCUUUAUCAUGAAAAUAGUCAAAUCUCUAAAUCUCUAUCCUCUCUCAUGUUUAAUUCUUUUAAUGUUGGAUACGACAGGAUUGCAUCUUACCGUCUUUUUUUACGGCGGAUGCAAGUUAGCGUCGUUUCUUUAACUGUCAAUAUGGACGCUGAAACUCCUAGGCGCUUUUGCGCAUAUCGUUUAACGGGAAACUCCUUGUGUUUACAUUUUUCCCUAGAAGUUUGGGCAUUCGUUUGUACCUAGAUAUUUUUUUCGUUUAAAAGUUGUAGAAGUUAGCUUAAAAACGCGAAAUACAGGCAAAAAAAUAAAAAAUUAACACCCUAUUUUUUUAACACCCUAGUAUUAUUCAAACUCUCUAAUUCGAAUUUUAAUGUUGAGUUAAAAACAUUUGUUCAAAUUACGGGAUAGUGCACAUUUCGUACUUAAAAUGUCUUAAAAAGUCUUUUUAGAAUGAUUAAACCAGAACAAAUAACUACAGCAUUCGAAUUUCGAUGAGAAUAUGGUGGUCAGUUAACACGUGGUUAAAAAUUACUUCAAAUUUCGUUCUUAUACACCUUGUUUAAACAGGGUUGUCACGCCUUUUCAAAAUUUAAUUCUCCUGAAAUUUAAAAAAAGUCUCCUCAAAUCUCCAAAAGUUGAUUUUUGAACAACUCUUUUCUGUGGCCCUCCUGGAUUUGUUACGAACGUUACAAUGGGUGGGAGGUGUUAAAAAAUGGCUAAUUUGGGUGUUACGUAAUUAUUAAAUGGACAUUCAAUAUUUUAGGAAAAAUAUUAUAUGUCCUUGGAUGUCCCCUAUUUUUUUAUGAAAAUACUGUUAUCCUCAAAAAAUAUGGUAGAAAAUUCUUGAACCUUGUAUAAGGAAAUUAACAUUUCGCUUAUCUAUUUUUAUCGUAAGUUUCCAUCCUUAGUUGAUGUAAAAUACUUCACUGUCCAUAUAAUUACAAGAAAAACAUUUGAUA
Hydractinia symbiolongicarpus is the source of this 2572-nucleotide messenger RNA. Its product is annotated as WD repeat and FYVE domain-containing protein 2-like. The transcript is spliced from 12 exons. The coding region runs from base 99 to 1328 and encodes 409 amino acids. The record is from RefSeq and is a predicted model, not a curated record. Lineage: Eukaryota; Metazoa; Cnidaria; Hydrozoa; Anthoathecata; Hydractiniidae. Gene Ontology annotation, molecular function: metal ion binding; protein binding.